This is a messenger RNA of Loxodonta africana (African savanna elephant), 2573 nucleotides long. It is a transcript of the gene TRAPPC3L, whose product is annotated as trafficking protein particle complex subunit 3L. The record is from RefSeq and is a predicted model, not a curated record. Gene Ontology annotation, cellular component: TRAPP complex; cytosol; cis-Golgi network membrane. Bases 509 to 1054 code for a protein of 181 amino acids. The transcript is spliced from 5 exons. NCBI's taxonomy places the organism in Eukaryota, Metazoa, Chordata, Mammalia, Proboscidea, Elephantidae. Gene Ontology annotation, biological process: endoplasmic reticulum to Golgi vesicle-mediated transport; intra-Golgi vesicle-mediated transport.
AUCCAUUAGAGUGUUGAUUAGGAUUUAGUACCUAUAAAUUGCUGGUUGUGUCUCUCUACUUCAUACAACAAUCAAUACAAAGACUGGAUCAUGCUAACAUUUAGAUCUAUCUUGGAUUGUGAAGGUUUCUGUUUACGAUUUUAAAACAAUGCCUUGGCAUAAGAACAAAACACCACUUUUGACGUCCCUUGGGUUAAACAAUUUUCGGUAUCUCAGUGCUUCUGGUUCUGAGCCCACGCGAUCAGCUUUUAGCCCUCUACAAUCCAGCUUAGCCUCACAAGUGAAGCAGUUAUUUGAUCUGUGGCAAGUUACGUGGCUGCAAGACAGCUGUAUUUUCACAAUGUUUUUCCUUGUCAGUUCAACAAAAAGCAAAAGCAGUAGAGUGCAGAAGUAGCACUUCUGUCUCAAAGCAAGGAGGAACUGACAAAACAAAACAAGAGAACACAGACCUAAGGUUACAGGCAAAAAGAAAAGAAACUGAAGAUCAUAGUCGUCAUCUACAAGCACUAUGUCUCGCCCUGCACACGGAAGACCAGGAUAUCAUAAAAUAAGCAAAGACCUUUUUGUCCUUACUUAUGGAGCUCUGGUCGCCCAGCUGUGUAAGGAUUACGAAAAGGAUGAAGAUGUAAACAAAUACCUAGAUGAAAUGGGAUACGGCAUUGGAACACGGCUGGUGGAAGACUUUUUGGCUCGGUCCUGUGUGAGAAGAUGCCAUAGUUAUUCAGAAAUUGCAAAUAUAAUUGCACAGGUUGCUUUCAAGAUGUACUUGGGAAUUACACCAAAUGUGACCUGUAACAAUUUGAGUAGAAAUGAGUUUUCUCUGAUUCUGGACAAGAAUCCUCUAGUGGAGUUUGUGGAAGAGCUCCCCGCUGGGCGACCUUCUCUGUGCUACUGUAACUUACUCUGUGGGAUUAUCAGAGGUGCCCUGGAAAUGGUUCAUUUGGCUGCUGAUGUUACAUUCUUGCAAGACAGACUAAAAGGCGACAGUGUGACAGAAAUAGGAAUAAAAUUUCUGAAGAAGCUAGAUGAAAAAAAAUAUAGACAGAAAAAAUGAAGAAGAGCAUGCAAAAUGCCAUAGGGUGGCUAGUUGAAGAGUUACUAUUAGCUAAAUAUGUAUAGCCAUAGACAUUUUUAAUUGUUUAGUAGCAUGAGCUUUUGAAAGUUUAUAAAUCAGCCAGUAUUUUAAAUGCUCUGCCCUAAGUUUUAAAGCUCUUUUUCGUUUGCUUAUAAAUUUUUUUUUUAAAUUUCACAUAUUUUCAAUUUGUGUCCAUAAGAUUUUAUGUACAAGUAACUCCUUAGAAGACAGUAAGCGUGAAUUCUACAUACUGUGCAAUCCAUCUUAAGAGAGGCUAUUCAUUUCAUUUACUUAGGGUAACAGAAAACACACACAUACACACACCACCUAUACAAACAGUAUAUUUACUUUUCUUACCAGGAAAAAGGGUGAAAUGAUACAGUAGAGAGCUAACUACUCUAGGCAGUUUCCAGAUAUUGUAUAUUGCAUUCUCCAUAGAAACAAUUCCAUUUGUAACAUUUUUCCAUAUUUCUGAGAAAUUGCUAAUGUGAUUUUUCUCGUAUCUUAGCAUGGCUGAUAGCUUCAGCUUCCUGAAGCUGCUCUUGAUUUGUGGUAAGUAAGGUAGGCUAUUUAUUUGGAUGAUAAUUUUGAAACAUUUUAAAACAGCAUUUAAUUUUAAUUCAUUUAGUUUUUAAAUUUAAUUUUUAGGUAGUUGGCAUUAAUCAAACUCCAUCUUUUUCUUAUGAAAUAUUGCUGAUGGCCAGGCCAGAAAAUCUCUAAAAUGAGGGUUAAAUAAUGUUCUUUGGGAAUACUUUCUUACCCCAAUGCUUAUUCACUUAGAAUUUUUAAUUAUCAUUUUUAUCCUCUAAAAAUCUUCCACUUAAAAUUUAAAACAUCCUAGAUUAAAUAAAAAAUAAUCUUCACUAGACCCUCAUCACACACUACAGCAGCCUGCAGAGCUGCCCAGAAUCUACCAGACUCUUUAGAGAACGCAACUACAAGGGACGGUUACAAUUCAUGUGACAUCCUCAGUUAAAACUUGUGUAACUGAUGUGAUAGUGAUAGAACUCAACUAGAACUCAGCGUCAUGAGGAGGACAAAGAUGACUGCAUUGAAGAAAAGCCGUCCCUGCUUCUGGACAUCUCAGUUACAUAAGCCAACAAAUUUACUUUAUUCUUUAAGGGAGUAGAGUUGGGUUUCUGUUACUCGCACCAACAGAAUCUGAAGUACUAUGUCUGCCAAAUCCCCCAUCCUCAUCAAUAGGAAUGUAACAACGUUCAUUGUGUGAUAAAUAUGUGAUAGGUCAGAAAAUUUACAAUGUACUGGAGAAUAUUAAAGAGAAUAAACUAUUUCUCAUUACAUUUUACACAUGGUUGAGUGUUCAAUGAAAUAAAACUUAUACUCACAGAGCACUCCUCCUCACAGAGAGGAAAAGGUCACAAGAGGGAGCAAAUAGACAGAGACUUGCAUUAUAGCAUGUAUCUACCCAGCACUCCAAGUUCCAGAAAAGGGAGAUUCCACAAAGAGAAGACAUAAUUUUAAAUUAAUGAUACCUGGU